Neoarius graeffei (lesser salmon catfish) is the source of this 6135-nucleotide messenger RNA. RefSeq names its product SET domain containing 3, actin histidine methyltransferase (gene setd3). Gene Ontology annotation, molecular function: transcription coactivator activity; protein-L-histidine N-tele-methyltransferase activity; histone H3K4 methyltransferase activity. The record is from RefSeq and is a predicted model, not a curated record. Gene Ontology annotation, biological process: peptidyl-lysine trimethylation; positive regulation of transcription by RNA polymerase II; peptidyl-lysine dimethylation. Lineage: Eukaryota; Metazoa; Chordata; Actinopteri; Siluriformes; Ariidae.
AAAGCGGCUACAGAUAAUGAGAUGAGAUUUAUUUUGUAUGUUAAUUUUUAUAUAUAUUUCUAAAUAAUAUUAUUAUUAUUAUUAUUUAAAUCCCCAAAGAUCCCUGCUGCAUGUUUACAGAAAUCCUCUGCUUCUGUGUUCAAAGUGCUCCUGGUGUCUGAUGGGAUCUGAACAAACACUGUUCAGGACUGAAGUUCAUUCCGAUCCCAUCAGAACCCCAACACCAGGCUGUGUGCUGCUGCUGUUAAAACAGACUCCACGUUUGGUGUCUGUUUAAAGCUUUCCUGCCUUUCAGAUUGUAAGUGUAGGUCAUAAAGUUUUCCCCGACACCCAGUUAUUCUUGUUUAGUGGACUGAAAGCUGCUGAAUUCAAGUCACAGACUUCCAAUUUUAUUAGUUUAAAAAAAAAAAAAACAAUUAAUGAAUUUAUCUCCAUGUGGCCCUAAAUUCUCCGAGUUUUUCCUGCUUCACCAUGACCCAAGUCAAGAUCCUACAUGAUGUCAUGCAUGACGUGGUGGGCUUUCCCUGUUCACGCAAGGCAUUGUGGGAUACAAAUUUGAAACCGGAGAGAAAAGUGUAGGACGUGAGUGUGCGAAUGAAACGUGAAAGACCGAUUACAGUAACAGAAAGCGAGAAGAAAAGACCUUCUGUUAUAAACGCAGGACCAAACUAAUAAAUAUCAGCGGUCAGUGAGCACCUCGGUGUGAUCAGCGGUUCGUUUAGCGACAGAAUGAUGGAGCAGUCAGUGCACGGUCAAAGGGAAACCUGUAGAUGGCAGUAAGGGCCUCUGCAUGCUCUUGCGAUAAGGCUUUCGCAGACAGCUUUUCGCAGACAGUUGUAAUUUAUCGUUGAGCGGGGAGUAAUAGGCGUGCGCGAUGUUAUUCACCGCCACAACGCAAGGGGGCACGAAGUUGCAAAAUUGCUAGGAGUAGUUGGUGGGUGUGGUUAGUGGAGUGUUUAUCCUCCGGUUACUUAUAAUGACUAGAACUGGAGUCGUAUAGACGUACGUACUUCCUCACUUCCUCGAUCAACCGCUCUUCGUGCUGCUCCAUCUUCACUCGUGUUUUUAAAAAUGGCGGUCGUGAAAACAAAACAAACCGGGAAAGUAGGGAAGCGGAAGUGCGUGUACAGCGGAUGUAGAGUGGACCAAUCGGAGCCCUCUUGUCUGCGAGGCUUCUGCGGUGGUCACAGUUUUUGGGAGUUGCGCGCAGAGCGUCUGCGAAGGGGGGGGGGCUACGCAGACGCCAUCUGCGAGGACUGCGUUGUCAGCAUAAAUUGGCCGUAAUGCAACACUGUGGAUGCCAGCUGCCGUAAAACCCAAAAGAAGGAAUCUUCCCUCGUACCCGAGCCAGACGAUGGGCAAGAAGAGUCGAGUGAAGACUCAGAAGUCGGGGACGGGCGGGACAGCCGUGGCGUCCCCCAAAGAGAUGAUGAACCUGAUCUCGGAGCUCCUACAGAAAUGCAGCGGUGCAGCUCCGGCUCCAGGAAAGGAGUGGGAGGAGUACGUCCAGAUCCGCACCUUGGUGGAGAAAAUCCGCAAGAAACAGAAAGGAGUGUCCGUGGUGUUCGAGGGCAGUCGGGAGGAUUAUUUCCCCGAGCUCAUGGCCUGGGCUGCGGAUUGUGGCGCGUCCUGCGAGGGCUUUGAGAUCACCAGCUUUGGAGAUGAAGGAUAUGGACUCCGAGCCACCAAAGACAUCAAGGCUGAAGAGCUGUUUCUGUGGAUUCCCAGGAAGAUGCUGAUGACUGUGGAAUCGGCGAAAAACUCCGUCCUUGGUCUGCUGUACAGUCAGGACCGGAUCCUGCAGGCCAUGGGCAACGUGACUCUGGCCCUGCACCUGCUGUGCGAGAGGGCGAACCCAGAGUCGCCCUGGCUGCCCUACAUCAAAACCCUGCCCACUCACUACGACACGCCUCUAUACUUCGAGGAGGAGGAGGUACGCCACCUGCUGGCCACUCAGGCCAUUCAGGACGUCCUGAGCCAGUACAAGAACACGGCGCGACAGUACGCCUACUUCUACAAAGUCAUCCAUACUCAUCCGAACGCCAGCAAACUGCCCCUGAAGGAUGCUUUCACCUUUGACGACUACAGGUGGGCCGUAUCGUCUGUGAUGACCCGUCAGAACCAGAUCCCUACAGAGGACGGCAGUCGGGUCACACUGGCUCUUAUUCCACUCUGGGACAUGUGUAAUCACACCAAUGGCCUGAUUACCACCGGUUACAACCUGGAAGAUGACCGAUGUGAGUGUGUUGCUCUGCAUGACUAUAAAGAGAGCGAGCAGAUCUACAUAUUCUACGGUACAAGGUCUAACACGGAAUUUGUUAUCCACAACGGCUUCUUCUUCGAGGACAACGCACACGACCGGGUGAAGAUCAAACUGGGAGUGAGUAAGAGCGAGAGGCUGUACGCCAUGAAGGCCGAGGUGCUGGCCCGCGCUGGAAUCCCGGCGUCAAGCGUUUUCGCCCUGCACUGCAGCGAGCCGCCCAUUUCAGCCCAGCUCCUGGCCUUCCUGCGCGUCUUCUGCAUGACGGAAGAGGAACUCCGGGACUACCGUGGUGAUCACGCCAUCAACAAGAUCUUCACGCUGGGGAACGCCGACUUCCCCGUCAGCUGGGCGAACGAGAUCAAGCUGUGGACGUUCCUGGAGACGAGAGCCGCGCUACUCCUCAAGACGUACAAAACCACAUCAGAGGAGGACAGCUCCAUGCUGCAGAAACCCGAUCUCUCUCCACACUCGCGCAUGGCCAUAAAGCUGCGUCUGGCGGAGAAGGAGAUCCUGGAGCGCGCCGAGGCCAGCGGCCGAGCCAAGCGCCUGCACUUCCAGAAGCAGCUGGAUGACGGCGCUCCUCUGCCCGUGUACGAGGAGAGCGACAUCGCGCUGCUGGAGAACGCCGACGCCAAGCUGCCAAUCAUCCUGCACCAGCUCGAGGAGGAAGAAGAGGACGAAGAGCUGAAGAUGCCACUUCUUAACAGUGAACGGAAGAAGAAAGAGAGCGGCAGAGAGAAAGCGGAGCCGAGCCUGCGGAGGACUGAGAACAUGUGUGAAGAUCAGGAAUAGUUCAGCACAAUCGGAUUCCUGAUCCUUAUUUAUUUUUUGUUUUGAGUGACUGACGAAUAGAAGUGAAAGCAAUCGAAACUAAAACAGCAGUCUGUUACUGGGUUUUUUUUUUUUUUUUUUUUUUGAAAUAUAGAUGUAAAGAUUUCAGAUGACCUGCUGUUCCGUCCCAUAUUUGAGUUUUAACAGUGCCACACUGGUUUAUAUUUUAAUUUUUUUGUUGUUUAUUUGAAGCAGGUGGCUCCUCCCACUCAGGAGGGAAAAGACUCUGAAAAAUGAGAAGCGUACGUGCGGGAAGCUCCUCGUCGGACCUGUGGAUCUGGAGUCCGGUUUGUUCAGGAUUCAGUAUGAUUUGAUUGAAUUCAGUCAGGCGUGUUUGGGUUGCUUCUAAAGGAGGCUGGCGUUUUUGGUAAACUUGUUUAUAAAUGUGCACAAUGUUUCCCUUUACCUCAAAUGCAGCAUGUUUAGCGUUUGGAGCAAUGAGACUAGCUUAUAUACACGAGGUUGGCACUGCGCAGUGUAUGCGCUUUGUUUAAAGGGGCAGUGAGUAAUGUUUACUGCUGCAUGCAUGGUGAAGUGCAACUGCAGUUUAAAAAAAAAAAGCCGUAGAUUAUUACGGAAGCUGCGAGAGGCCCUUCAUAUAUAAUCCUUUUUUUUUCACCUUGUUAUCCCGAGAUAACGACAUAAUUAAUUCAGGAUCUCGAGAAAACAACACAACUAAUUCGAGAUCUCGAGAAAACAAAACAAUUAUUUCGUGAUCUCGAGUAAACAGCUGAGAAAUGGUUCAUUCAGGUACGCCAAGAGACUUGAUAUGCUGACUUUGGGGCUAUUUCUCAUUCUGUAUAGACGCAACUUUGGUCAUUAGAAUGUCUGGAAUAAUCGAUCACCUAAUAAGGCAAUAUUUUGAUCAGGGGUUGACACAGGGAGAGAUUGCAUUAAGUCUUUUAAUAAGGGAUAAUUUCAAAAUUAGUCCGCGGCACCUCCGCAGAAGGCUGGCCCCCUUCUCUCUCUCUCAAGGCAUCGUAAAAAGCCAUUUCUGCUCUGUUACAUGUCCGCCAAUUUUUAAGUCUUCAUUGUCUGACCCACAGGGGGCGCAGCUCUGCUAGAAAUCUCAGCUGUUUUCUCGAGAUCACGGAAUAAUUGUCUUGUUUUCUCGAGAUCUCGAAUUAGUUGUGUUUUCUCGAGAUCCUGAAUGAAUUAUGUCGUUAUCUCGGGAUAACAAGGUGAAUAAAAAAAAAAGAUUAUAUGAAGGGCCUCUCGCGGCUUCCGUACGGAACACUUUUUUCAAACUCCCACCUUGAAACGAAUUCAUUGGUUUAAUCCAGAUUAAAUGGCUUGGUUUUGUACAACUGAACUGAAAUUUGUUUGUGGUCUACAAAACUCCACCCUCGAUCUUUGGAGAUUAAGCCCCGCCUCCUAGUUGUUUGUUUGCAGAAUGAUACCAAAAAUGAUGAGUAUGAUAGCUGCUGUGUAACAUGGAGCUAUGGAGAAGUUUACAGUAGAUGGUGUGAGAGUGAUCCGGACAGGUUUUGUCCUCAAUAAUUAAAACAAAAACCUCAGUACGUUUAAAAAAUAAAAUAAAUAAAUAAAAUAACCUGAAGUAUAUCUAUCUAUGCAGAUAGGGUAUUAAAAUAAUGCAUUUUAUCACGUGUUUAUAAUUUUACUAUUGAAUAACCUGGUAUUCAACACAGUGCGUAGUUCUCUCGCUUUGGUUUUCCGUUGGCUCAGAAGAUGGAGAACUUUGCAAAUUCACGGGUUAGAGUUACAUUAGUCUGUGCACUACAUGAAAUUAGCUGUAAAUAGGACUCGCAUGUCCUGCGUCAUGUCCCUUUCAGUGACUGUGUGGAUUCCCGCCCCUUUUUUUUUUUUUUCCUUCCCACAGCUGGAAAAAACUUUUUUUUAUUCUGUUGUAACGUGUAUGAUUAGCUACGUUUUAGCCUUACAGCUCAAGUUUAUAUAUAUUAAAAAAAGCAGCAACUCGGACAUCAAACACUAAACAUGUCUUUUGCUAAUUGGCAACAUUUGAUAUAAGUGAAAAUUGUGUACCCUCCCCCUCCAUGAAGCUAUUACGUUCCAUAACACUUGUUCUGUUCACGUGUUUGCAAGACAAUCAUUUUCCUUUUCGUUCCGGAUUGUGCUUUGCUCCUGGAUUAAUCAUUUAAUUUUCAGCAAGAUAUUUAUCCUAGAAAAGGACUAAGAUGUUGCUGAGAGUGUUUUUGGUUUGAUUGCACUUCAGGAACAGUCAGUGUGUGGGUUUAUUUUAUUUUUUUUAAUUUCUCUCCCAGUUUGGAUUGUUCGACAUACUGUGAUAUUUGAUCGAACCUUACGAAGGUUACAAGCUUGAUUACUUUAGAAUGACUGAGAGUAGUCUUGCUAUAUGAAUGUAGUUCGAAACGCUUCGUCGUAUUGAAUAGAUCUGUUGACUUUAAUAAUAACGUCCUCAUGAUGGCCGUCUCGGCCGCUGAGAUCUUAGAACAGAAUUUAUAACUUUUUUCCAUGUUUUUAAGGUUCAGUUUGUUUACAUCAUCAGAAGCCAAACUCAUCACAUCUCGGUCUGUGGUUGUCUUUAAGCCUUAAAACGGUUUCCUGUGCGGGAUUUCUGCACUCGCAACACUUACAGGUUCCAAAGUUAGGCUUUUUGUACUGUUUUUCCUCGUAUAAUAAUUUUUAUAUAGUGCAUCUCGCGCAUUUAAAACACAGCUCAAAUAGUUCUUUACUAUAAAACAAAUGGGUAUAUACCGUAAUAAAAUGUACUCAAAGUGAAGAAGCUAAUUUUUGUAAAUUGGAGUUAAAUAAAAUUGCUGAUGACGCCUUUUGAGAAAAGAUGAAGGAUCGUUAAAAGCUGAAGUGAAAGGAUGAGUUUUGAGCUGCUUUUUAAACGUUACAGCUGGAGCCUGAUGAAUAUCGACGGAUCACAAAUUCCAGAUCUUUGCAACGGUGAAGCAGCCUUUUGUGUUUUAUUUCACUGUUUUUCGCUUUGGGAAAGUUGAAUAAAGUGUGUUUUGGAUCGCGGCCUGUCAGACAUGCAGAGAUGUACGGAUAAGGCAAGCUUUAAUAACAAUAAAAGACUUACUGAAACCUGA